AUGCAAGCAGGUGUGGAUCUGAUCAAGACGGGAACCAGCGUGCACGGACAACCAAUCGAACUCGUCGAUGAGUUCUGUUACUUGGGCUGUAUGCUGAAGAACAAAGGCAGCCACGAAAAAGAUAUUCAGCAAAGAUGCGCUAAGGCCGUUUCCGCACUCAAACCCUUAACGAAAUACCUGUGGUCCAACUCCAUCACCAACGAAGUCAUGCUGCGAGUCUACCUAUCUGCAAUUCGCUCUAUCAUGAUGUACGGAUCGGAGACUUCGGAAGCACCGUCUACGGUGAUGGAGAGGUUUGAUUGCACGGAACGAAAGACGUUUAAUUGCAAAAUAAUGGAAUUUCAUCAGGGCAAAGAAUACCGAGUACAAGGCUCGCGUGGACGCUUAGACGGUUGCUUUGCUACUUUUGGCCUAGGGCAUGCCACAAUGAAGAGCUUUACGCGGAAGUCGAUGUGGUGUACAGCUGGAUGA
Necator americanus (New World hookworm) is the source of this 471-nucleotide messenger RNA. RefSeq lists its product as uncharacterized. The record is from RefSeq and is a predicted model, not a curated record. NCBI's taxonomy places the organism in Eukaryota, Metazoa, Nematoda, Chromadorea, Rhabditida, Ancylostomatidae. Bases 1 to 471 code for a protein of 156 amino acids. The transcript has a single exon.